AUGUCCGACGACGACGACUCCGACGAAGCGGAAAAGGAAUCUGUCGGGUUCGCCUGGACUUCGCAGACGUGCCAGAUACGCAUCGUCGUUUUCCUGUUCGUGCUUUCGAUUUUGCUGGGUGCUCUCACGGCGUACAUCAUCCUCCCCCGUCUGAAAGAAGACUGCAAAAAAUACCACUUGAGAAAGCAGCUGUCCAAAAACAAGCGAGGUUUGGCGAUCCCCGUGCGAAACCGUACCGGCAGAGGUGGCAGCGGCAAGUCACCGGCGACGAGCAACGGCGCGACCACCGUCUCCAGCCGCCUUUAUAACCUGACGAGAAACAAUGCUUCGUUUUCAAGCGAUACCCGAGGUCUCUCUUCGGCAACUCCUCCAGAUAAACGUACACGAAGUUCCCUAGAUGACGCGGCUGGAGACUUGAGUGUCCUGCCCAUCGACUUUCGUCCUGACAACGAAAGCGAUAGCGAAGACGUCGUGGUUAUUGUGGGAUCGGAUCGAACGCCGGUGAUGGCUACCACUACCGCCGAGGUCACAGCGGAAGACGAGCUGAACUUCAUUACCAUGACCACAUUAGGUGAGCUGUCGAAGUCCGCAUCGCUCGAAAACGUUGACCAAAACGCAGUCCAGACUACGGCGACGGGUGCUUUACGAGAUGAUACCGAAAAAUUCCGCCUCGAAGAGAACACUACAAUGAGCAGGUAUGCAGAAAGAAGCUCGGAAACAGCUUGGGCCGAAACAUUUGUAGCUGCUUUGUCCACCAGCACCGCGGCCGCGACGUCAUCUGAUGUUUUGCCCUUAGGCAAGAACUAUGGCGGUGGCUUUUCCGAAGCUGAGAUCACUAGUGAAUACUACCCACUAAGUGAAGCUCGAGCAACUGAUAAUGCCACGAAUGUCUCGGUAGCAACUGGUCAGGACGCACCGGAAGACGAAAACAAACAGACAAGCGACGCAGACGUCAUCAGCAGCUUCAGCGGCAGCGGAGCCUCUACAUGGCCGAGUGAGUUUUUCGAGACCAUCCUAUUAUCCAGCACUGCUCAGGUUAUGCUAUCCAGUGAGCAGUCUACUGCAACUAGCUCUUUCGGAGACGCCGUCGCGCUCAAUGCCUCCAGAGGACUUGCCACACAAGGUGAAGCCGAUAGUUCUAAUGACGACACGAACGCCUCUGUGGCCAGCUCUGCAGGUACCGCAGCGUUAGAUGAACGCCACGAGCCAAGUCAGGCGUCACUGGCCGGCGGCUUUGGAGACACUACCAGCGACACAUCUGGAAUCGCUUGGUUCAAUACCACGCUGUCAGAAGUGACCGAAUUGAACUCAAUGAUUGAUUAUUCUCCUUCGCGUGACAGCUAUUCCAUCAGUUUUGAAGAGCACAACACUGGCACCCUGGUGACAACUAGCGACAUAACUGAAGACAUGAGCCGACAUUCGUCCCUCAUCGCGAUCGGCGGAAACUUGGACGGCACUACCACCGAUUAUCAAGCAACAAUUCGAGACAGAACAUCUAUCGGCACAGCUAGCGACCCCUCAGACAAUAACGCUGUCCACUUUCAGCAAGAGCUCUAUUCUACAGUUACUGGACAAGAAACACCACUUCAUAACGACACAGGAGGCUUGGGUCAUUUACUUAUAACUCAGGAGCGGAAGCUGUGCUUUUCUGAAAGUGAGGCGACGCCUUCUGAAAGCAGAGGGACGGUUGCAAAUACAGGACCAGACGUUCCACUCACUUCAGUAGUCAGUGUCGCUCAACAAGAGAACGUGACGCCUGAAACUCACCUUCUUAACUUCACGAAAUUCGACAUCGACGCAAGCAGCAAGGGGAACCUUGAAAACGCCAGUGAAUUCGGCACACAUUAUGUUAAUACAAUUAUGGAGCCAUCUUCACGGCCGAGUUAUGUUGUACCUAGCCACAUUAGCGAAGUGACGUCCACUGAGCGAAGUACUUUCGCCAACGCCGACGAUGCUACAACCGGCAGAAGAGAGAUGGCACAACAUACAUCGCUCGACAGCGAAUAUGACGAUAGCACACAAUUUGCAUCAGUAUCAUCGUUAAUCACGAAGCUAAUAUCUGACAAGCUGCCAUUUGAAACGGCAACAGACGAUGACGCUGUGAAGGAGACAGUCUCAGGAGCCGAAUUUGACAUCCCCGUCCGCCAAGCCAAAUAUGAGUCCGAAGCCACGGAGGCUGAAGACUACGACGAUACAGUGAUACCCGAAGUAUCCCCUACGUUCCAGCGAUUAAGCACAGCAGAGACGACUACUACCGCACAUUCGACGGAAACGGACGCAGAUGAAAAUGUGGAAGCAAAUGACAUUACUAGCGGCAUCUGGAAGGCCAAGGAAGCCUUGCAGCAAAGCCGACCGCUCCCAAACAUUGAACGCCUGCGAAAUCUGCAGAGGAAUAUGUUCCGAAAUAUUAAUCGGCCAGCCACCGCUCAAGGCGCCAUGCGACUCGUGCACAGAUCAAACCGGCGUCGGGGUUUCACAGCGCGGCGUCACGCAAAGCACUUCGAGCGUACCUUCGCACCACAGGCCAAGAUUCGCAGUUUGGAGGAGUGA
Molecule: messenger RNA, 2550 nt
Organism: Dermacentor andersoni
Lineage: Eukaryota; Metazoa; Arthropoda; Arachnida; Ixodida; Ixodidae
Source: RefSeq, a predicted model, not a curated record